UGGCUCCAAUGCUCCGAUGUCAUAAAUCCUCCUCCCACGCAGGGUAUGGCCACCUCGUGUUUCAGCAAUGUGGACGAGUAUGGAUUUGAAAGGCCACAGGAUUUUGAUUAUGGAACUUACGAGGAAUUUAUGUCUGAAUACUUGAAGGUGUUGGCUAAAAGAGCGAAAAAAUGGGCUGAUAUUGUUGGUGAUGGUAAAUCUGUUGAACGCAGUAUCACUAUCAAACGUUAUGUGCGUAAAGGCAUUCCAGGAGAGUACAGAGGAAUGGUGUGGCUGGCAGUGAGUGGAGGCGAAGACUUGAAAAACGCAAACCCGGAUCUUUACCAGAGAUUAUUGAAUGGUCCUCACAAUGUCCAGGUUACUGAGAUUAUUAAGACUGAUCUCCCGAGGACGUUUCCUGAUAAUAUAUUUUUUAAUAAUACUGUUAAUCAUCAGCACCAGCUGUACAAUAUAUUACUAGCAUUUGCACACCAGAAUGAAACUGUUGGUUACUGUCAAGGGCUUAAUUAUAUCGCGGGUUUAUUGUUACUAGUUACUAAGAGCGAGGAAACGGCGUUUUGGUUACUGAAAGUAUUAAUUGAAAAAAUACUGCCUGAUUAUUAUACUCCGACGAUGGAUGGGUUGCUUACGGACAUUGAUGUACUGGCAGAAUUUGUUAAAUUGAAGAUACCUGAAGUUUAUGAGCAUGUUACUAAUUUAGGGUUACCCUGGGCUGUUAUUACCACUAAGUGGUUUAUAUGUCUUUUCGCGGAAGUCCUACCGAUAGAGACAACACUGAGAAUAUGGGACUGUCUUUUUUAUGAAGGUAAUAAAAUAAUAUUUCGCGUUGCAUUGACACUUAUUAAAAGAAAUAAAAAUAAUCUAUUGGCUUGUGAUGAUUUUGCGUUAUUAGCCGAUUGUUUUAAAAAUAUAACUAAAGAUAGUAUAGUUUUACAAUGUCACAAUUUUAUGCAGAGUAUUUUCAAAGUACCUGGAUCAUUACCUAGCAAUACAAUAGCGAAAUUGCGUACAAAAGUAUCUCAGGAACGAGCAAUGAACAAGAAAAGUUCAAAACGAUAGCAUUUACAGUGAUACAAAAUAUACAAUACUAAAAAAAAAUUCAGUAAGAAUUUUAUCAGGCUCUAGUCAAAACAAUUGUUUUAAUUUUAAAUCGUGCAAUUUUAAAAAACGUUUUUUUUUUUAAUUACAUAUACGUAUUUACAAACAAAUCAACAAUAUUUUGGUAACUCAAUUUAAAUGUUUGAAUUAAAUGUUGACUUUUUAGACAGUUGUAUAAAUAAUUCAGU
This is a messenger RNA of Microplitis demolitor, 1286 nucleotides long. Its product is annotated as growth hormone-regulated TBC protein 1-A. The record is from RefSeq and is a predicted model, not a curated record. The transcript is spliced from 5 exons. The coding region runs from base 46 to 1059 and encodes 337 amino acids. Lineage: Eukaryota; Metazoa; Arthropoda; Insecta; Hymenoptera; Braconidae.